Messenger RNA from Carya illinoinensis, 648 nucleotides. RefSeq names its product pentatricopeptide repeat-containing protein At4g18840-like. NCBI's taxonomy places the organism in Eukaryota, Viridiplantae, Streptophyta, Magnoliopsida, Fagales, Juglandaceae. Gene Ontology annotation, molecular function: RNA binding; protein binding. The transcript has 2 exons. The coding region runs from base 1 to 648 and encodes 215 amino acids. The record is from RefSeq and is a predicted model, not a curated record. Gene Ontology annotation, biological process: RNA modification.
AUGAAGGAAAGGAAUGUGGUUUCUUGGACUUCUUUGAUAGUUGGGUUGGCUGUUAAUGGGUUUGGUAAGGAAGCACUUGAGCUUUUCAGGGAUUUAGAAAGAAAGGGGUUUUUGCCCACAGCAGUAACUUUUGUUGGGGUCCUAUAUGCUUGUAGUCAUUGCGCAAUGGUGGACGAGGGGUUUAAUUAUUUUGAGUUGAUGAAAAAGGAAUAUGGCCUUGUGCCUAGGAUAGAACACUAUGGCUGCGUGGUUGAUUUGUUGGGUAGGUCAGGCAAGGAUGGGAUUGCUCAUCAUUCUGGUAGUAAUGCUGCAAUUCUUGCUGUUGAGACAUUCAUAGGGAAGAAGACCAGCAUUCAAGCCCCCUCUCAUUUGAUGGGGCAACCUGGAAUUAAAUGGGCAACAUUAGGCAUUGAAAGAGUAGACCUUGCAAUUGGUAAAAAGAGAGGUGGACCUUUUUAUUUGAAAGCAUAUGACAUUGCUAAUGUUUUAAGGACCUCAAUCUAUGGUGCUGUGUUUGCUUUCCAUGAUGAGAUGCUGAAAAGUGCUAAAUUGGGUCAUCUUGAAAAGGAUUGGAUCAUUAGCAUCCAACCUUGGUUUGUUACUCGUGAGCUUUUGCUGCAUAAAUUGCGUAUUUUCUUGGAUUUUUGA